AUGUGCAAACAACAGGACUGUGGCCAUGGUUCCUGUGAUACAAUAGCAGAAAGGAGUGCCCUAAGAGAACAUGUGUAUCCUAAGCUGAGAGAAUUCUGCAGGGAGAACUAUGGGCUGGAAUUUCAGGUCAUAGACUUAUACUGGGGAGUUGAAGCAGAUGAAUGGGACAGUCCUGAGCUGCAAAAGACUCGUAUGAAGCUGUUAGAAGAUUGCUUGAAAACUUCUGCAGGUCCAUGUUUUGUUGGCCUAUUGGGAGAGAAGUACGGGAACAUCCGAAUACCAGGGGAGGUUGAGUCAGCAGAAUUUGAAAUGAUCCUGGAUGCCGCUGUAGAGGCCAAGCUAGAGACGAGGAUUUUAGAAGAGUGGUACUGCAGGGAUGAGAAUGCAGUGCCACCAGCAUAUUACCUCAGACCAAAAUCUGAAAUGCUGAAGAACUACCAGAAUACGAUGGAAUCUUCUUCAAACUCUAUGAAUGAGAACAAAUGGCAAGAUGUAUCAGAAGAGAUUAAGAAGAUUUUUAAGACUGCUGUGAAAUUGCUGUAUGAAAAAGGAAAAAUGAAACACAGCCAAGCAAAGAGAUAUCUUUCCUCUGCUAUUGAAGAUGAACUUGAUUUUGCCUUGGGUAAACAAACACCAGCUUUCCUAAAGAAGUGUGUUUGCUACAUUCGGAAAAUUGCCAACAUUGAGCGUUUUGUUAAAAUUCCAGAGAUGGGAAAAUACAUGGAUGUGGUACAUACAGCUGGGAAGUUUCUACGAGAUCCCGAAGCCCAUGAGAAACUGAUCAAGCUCAGGGAUGAAUUCAUUCCUACCAUCGUCGCAUCAUCCAAUCUGAGAGUGUACACGUCCGUCACUCACUGUGACAUGAAACUGGGCUACUCCCAAGAAGUGGAGAACCAUUACAUUGAAGGACUUGGUAAACAGUUCUAUGAAGACAUGAUUGACAUAAUCCAAGCAACAGUGCAGCAGAAUUUUGACACCGAGACAGACCUGCUGUAUGAUGAAGUUCUUCAACACUCAUCGCUAUGUAAAACGUACUCCACUUUUUAUGAAUACAGAUGUGAGGCAUUAAACAUAGUUCACAAGUAUGUUCUACCUAGCAAAAUAGGACAUAUUAACCCUCUUAUCAUAUACGGAGGACCAUGCACCGGGAAGACUCUUUUAUUAGCCGAAGUGGCGAAGAAGUCCUAUUCCUGGCUGCAAGAAGAGAUGGGACCAGAGUCUGACCCUGUGGUAGUUAUAAGAUUUUUGGGAUCCACGGAAACAAGUACAGAUCUGAAGAAUAUACUUCAAAGCAUUUGUGAACAAUUAGCAGUCAACUAUCGUUGCCUCGUACAAAGUUACCCAAAAAAGAUUCAUGACCUUCGGGACUUGUUCAUCAAUCUCUUGAAUGAGUCUUCAUUCCAUAGGCCGCUGGUGAUAAUAUUUGAUGCCCUAGAACAGCUAACAGAUAGUGAUGAUGGUAGGAAGCUCUGGUGGCUUCCCAUUCACCUUCCACGUUCAGUACGGAUAAUUUUGUCAACACUGCCAAACAAGCACGGGAUCCUGCAAAAACUGAGGUGCCUUAUUCAUGAAGAAGACAACUACAUUGAAUUGACUGCAAGGGAUAGAAAGAUGUGUAGCCAAGUACUGAAACAUCAGCUGCUGCGAGUUAAAAGAAAAGUAACAUCAGGGCAACAAAUCUACGUCAAUGAAGCAUUCUCCAAGUGCACACUGCCUAUGUUUGUGAACUUAACCUUCAGAGAGGUCAGGAACUGGAGAUCUCACAAAGAUGUGGAUGAGUCCUCCCUCUGCGUCACUGUCCAUGAAAGCAUAGAGCAGUUGUUUUGGUCACUAGAAAACAAGUGUGGAUCCAGACUAUUGUCAAGAGCACUUGGCUACAUCACUAUGUCCAAAUCUGGCCUGAGUGAAAUGGAACUGGAAGAUAUUUUAGCCCUUGACAAUAGUGUUAUGUACGAACUGAGUGAGAGUGUCAGAGAAAGUAACCCACUGAGAAUUCCAUAUAUAUACAUUGCAAGGCUUAAGGAGGGCUUACAGGGGUACUUGAUAGAGCGACAAGUGAAAAAUGUGACACUUCUUCUUUGGGCAAAUAGGCACUUGCAACUAAUUGCCCAGAAAUUGUACCUGCACAAUGAAGAAGAUGUACAUGAAAUGCACACAGUCAUGGCAGAGUAUUUCCUUGGUGUUUGGUCAGGCGGACGAAGAAAACCUUUUUACAGCAAUGACCAAUAUCUGAAUGGUUGUCCUGACCAUGACAGUAGAGGCCUGAAUGAGGAUGAAAAGCAUUGCAUGGAUCAGACUGCUUUUGACAGGCAGGCACCUGAUCAGCCAUGGGUCUUUCAGUGUAAUCCAUUAGAGCCUGAUAUCUUUUUUAUCAAUCACAGAAAAAUGACAGAACUUAUUCAUCACUUGACAAGGUGUGGAAGAACAGAUGAUCUUCUGUACGGAGUCAUUAUGAACUUCAGCUGGCUGUACACCAUGAUUAGAAUAGGGCAGUUUGAUAAAGCACUUUCUGACAUAGAACUGGCUUACACCUACUCGCACGAAAAGGAGCUGAAAUUUCUGGCCAGUACCCUCCGCAGUAUAAAGUUUAAAGUAGUAAAAUACCCAGGUUCGCUCUCUGCUGAAUUGCAGCAGAGGCUUCUCCCAGUAGUAAGUUCAUUGCCCAAACUCAGACAUCUCCUCUUAGAAUGUGACAAGGAUGGACCCAAGUAUUGCUCUAUCGUCCCUUUGCAUUCCUCCAUGGAUGUGACUUACAGCCCCGAGCGCCUGCCGCUGUCAUCCAGCUGCAUGCACGUCACUGAGAUUUUGUCUACUUUUAAUCCCAGCACAAUUAUUGCUGCUUUAGAAAAUGGCUCCAUCAGCACUUGGGAUGUAGAGACCCGCCAGUUACUAAGGCAGAUUACAACAGCUCCAUCUGUUAUCUUAGGGAUGAAGCUUACUAGUGAUGAAAAGUAUCUUGUAGUGGCUACAACGAAAAACACUCUCUUGAUAUACGAUAACAUAAAUUCCUGUCUUCUGUCUGAGGUGGAAAUUAAGGGGUCAAAACAUUGUGGAAUUGCAGGGGGCUCCAGUUUUAUAAACGGAUUUACGUUAUCAGUCAACCAUGCGCUUGCUUGGCUGGAGGCCAGCAAAGACGUUACUGUAAUAGAUCUGCUUUAUGGCUGGCCUCUCUAUCACUUCCACUGCUGGUAUGAAGUGACCUGUGUGCAGUGUUCUCCAGAUGGAGUUUAUGCGUUCUGUGGACAGUACUUGAACACCACAACCAUUUUUCACUUGGGCAGUGGAGAGAAGCUGGCCACCGUGACCUCUGAAUUUUCUGGUGGAUUUGUGAAAUUCCUUCUCAUUCUGGACACAGCCCAAGAAAUGGUGAUGGUGGACAAUGAGGGUAGCCUCUCUGUUUGGAAUACAGAGGAAAUCACAAAUCCCCAGCUUACGGAUGACUUUGACUGUAGGAGAGAAGACAGUGAAGUUGUCAGCAUAGAGCUUUCUGAAGACCAAAGUGCAAUUUUAAUUUGUAAGGCUCUCAGCAUUGAACUUCUUGACACUCAUGUGUGGAAGGUGGCUGAAAAGUUUAGAGCUAAACACAAUGAGCGCUUUAUCUCUGCCGUGUUGUCCAAAAAUGGCAACUGUAUAAUUGCUUCAAUGGAAAAUACCUCAGCCAUUUUUGUUUGGAGAAGAGAUACGGGACAGUGUAUGGCAAGCUUACAGGAAAUCUCAGGAACUAUAGUCAGGCUAAUUAAAUCAAAUCAUCAUAACAUGCUGCUAUCCUUAUCCACCAGUGGUGUCCUUUCUAUUUGGGAUAUAGACAUCAUAACUGCUAUGUCCAAUAUUGACAAAUCUGGCAAGCCUAUCCAAAGACUGGUGUUGCCAGCCAGAGGUGAAUUAAUAUACACAUUGGAUGGAUCAGAUUCUGUCCAUAAGUGGAACUUCAGCACUGGCUUUAUUGAAGCUGUGUUCAAGCAUGAAGGUAUUGUUGAAAACUGCGUGCUGACCUCUUCUGGAGAGAUAAUGGUUACAUCAGAUGAUAAAUGCAGCCAGUAUGUAUGGCACACGGUUAGUGGUGAAAAUAUCUUUCGCAUUAAUGGACAAAAAAUCUCAGAGCUAAUGAUUACUCACAAUGAUCAAUUUGUAGUCUCUCUCUGUGAGCAAAAUGCAUCCAGAGUUUGGCGACUGGCUACAGGACAUAGGGUUUGCAAUAUUUUAGUUGCCUUACAGAAUGCAUUUAUAACAACUGCAAAUACAUUCGUAGUUGGAAUGGCGAAGAAUAAAGUGUUGGCAGUGAGUCUCUGGACAGGCAGUAUAACCAAGAAGUUUUGCUGUGAUGAUGGUGCAAGCAUUGUCGAUAUUAAGCUGAUACCAGACUGCCCAGAUAUUAUAGUAUUUAUAACAUCUACUGAAACUGUGAACAUCUGGAGCCUAACAGAGGAAGUCAUCUGCAGACGCGUACAAUUGCCUACCAAUUUCUUAAAAAUUUUGGAAGACUUCGAAAUAUCUCCAAAUGGGAAGCUAGGAAUUAUAACCCGUGGUGAUGAGAACAUCAAUGUGCUUGAUUUAUACAGCGGAAAACUUCGUGUGGUUCAUGCUCCGGGUAUCAUCUGGCGGCAGAGGCUAUCUCGUGAUGGCCGCUACCUUGUGUACAUCUGUUUUCGCAGUGAAGAAGAUGAUGAUAAUGGUGCAGUCUCUAGCUUAAUUGUAAUGAGGCUAGCGGAUGGCAAAAACAUCGGUGCCUGUUCUCUUUAUAAAACUCCCACUUUUCUUGCACUCUCACAGAGACAUUUAAAUAUUAUUAUUGGAUUUGAUGACGGAAGUAUAGGUACUUACACUGUAGUGGAUCGAGUCGAUGCUGCACUGAAAAUCAAAAUUGCUACUUCAAACAGCCGUCAGAUUUUCAACAACACAACACAAGUGAUUAGGCCAAAAUGUCACAAUUAUAGCUUCAAAGUGACUGCAGACUGCAUUUGGAGGGAAUCAACAGAAGUAUUUGCAAGGGAUAGUCCCAUUACAGUUACAGAGCCUGAGGUGAGUGAAGCAACACCAACCAAAAAACACAACUAUUGCUAUGAGAAAGUGUGCUCAGCCAUAGAUUGCAGAGGACACAGUUUUGCUCCAGACAACUGAGUAACCAUCUGGGUGAGCUUAUCUGAAUAAUAGUAUACAUGCAUAGAUUUGUCUUCUGAAUUCACCUAAAAAACAGUGCAUUUCUUGGAAGACAGACAGAAACAGCAGAGGGCAGACCAACUGUUUUUUCCUCGACAAAUAUUCUUACAUUUAUGUAAACAUAAAAGCAAACAUAAAGCAAAUGGGCUGCAGGGUUUUUUAAAUUUCGGAAUACAAGGUUCAGUCCAGGAUUUCACCAGGGCCUUGAUUAAAAAUUUCUAGCAAUACUAUCAAAAUUGUUAUGCUAUUACAGAAGUUAGGCGAUCUUAUCUGGGAUUGACAAACUGUUUUAAGCAGAACUAAAGCUCCACAGGAUCAGUGAGAAGAGUCAGACCACUAUUUUAUAUACCAAGCCGCCUAGAUGGGUCUAUAGCUAACAGCCAACUUUAUACCCACUUGCAAAAAUGUGUUUUUCUGCUUGAUGGUGCAAUGACAAGAUGUCACCUGCCAACCUGGAACACUUGAUACAUUCCAUCAUCAUUUAAAAAAUACCUACUUCUUUUUUUUUUAAAUUGGGAUUAAUCUUUGGGUUGAAAGUAGUAGGUGCCAGUCAGCUGCAAACAUGUCAGUGUGUGAGGUGAUAAGUAUUUGUUCACCUC
Haliaeetus leucocephalus (bald eagle) is the source of this 5756-nucleotide messenger RNA. RefSeq names its product NACHT and WD repeat domain containing 2 (gene NWD2). Gene Ontology annotation, molecular function: protein binding. Bases 1 to 5118 code for a protein of 1705 amino acids. Lineage: Eukaryota; Metazoa; Chordata; Aves; Accipitriformes; Accipitridae. The transcript is spliced from 7 exons. The record is from RefSeq and is a predicted model, not a curated record.